Molecule: messenger RNA, 2290 nt
Organism: Silurus meridionalis
Lineage: Eukaryota; Metazoa; Chordata; Actinopteri; Siluriformes; Siluridae
Product: MAP kinase-interacting serine/threonine-protein kinase 2-like
Exons: 12
Coding region: 159-1388 (409 amino acids)
Biological process (GO): intracellular signal transduction; peptidyl-serine phosphorylation; protein autophosphorylation
Cellular component (GO): cytoplasm; nucleus
Molecular function (GO): ATP binding; calcium/calmodulin-dependent protein kinase activity; calcium-dependent protein serine/threonine kinase activity
Source: RefSeq, a predicted model, not a curated record
UCAGAGACACACCUGGUGGGAAAAAGCAAUAGAGUUAAAUGGGAUUAAACUGGGGAAAGAAAUUUAAAAGUGGAGUUUAACAGGUCAGAAGGAGAAGGUGCUAAGACUGGGACAUUAUAGUUGUCGGUGUGCAGUUUGCAGAUAAUUCACAUGAAAUCAUGGACCUUUUAAGGAGAAACAAGAAGAAAAAGAGAUGCAGAGCCUCAGAUGGCUUCAGCAGAAGAUUUGAAGAUGUUUACAGACUCCAGGAUGAGGUUUUGGGAGAAGGAGCGUAUGCGGUCGUGCAGACGUGCGUCAGUCUGAGCACGAGAAAAGAGUACGCAGUGAAGAUCAUCAAGAAGAGGCCUGGACUGAGACGAGGACGUGUUUUUAGAGAGGUGGAGAUUCUCUAUCAGUGCCAAGGCCACAGAAACAUUCUGGAGCUGGUGGAGUUUUUUGAAGAAGACAACAGGUUCUACCUGGUGUUUGAGAAGCUCAGAGGAGGUUCAGUAUUAACUCACAUACACAGAAGGCAGCGGUUUAGUGAACAGGAAGUCAGCGCUGUGGUGCAGGACAUAGCCAGCGCUUUACACUUCCUGCACAGUAAAGGAAUGGCGCAUAGAGACCUGAAGCCAGAGAAUAUUCUCUGUGAGCGCACUGACAGGAUGUGUCCAGUGAAAAUCUGUGAUUUUGAUCUGGGCUGUGGGAUGAAGCUGAGCAAUGACAGUGACCUGAUCUCCACUCCACAGCUCCUCACUCCGUGUGGCUCAGCGGAGUACAUGGCCCCCGAGGUGGUGGAAGUGUUUAAUGAGGACCUGGGGGUUUACGAUAAACGCUGUGAUCUGUGGAGUCUCGGCGUCGUCCUUUAUAUCCUGCUGAGCGGAUCUCCUCCGUUCACUGGUCACUGCGGGACUGGGUGUGGCUGGGAUCAUGGGCAGCCAUGCUACGUCUGCCAGAGCAUGCUGUUUGAGAGAAUUCAGGAAGGAAAGUACGAGUUUCCUGAGAAGGACUGGGCUCACGUAUCUGCCGAGGCCAAAGACCUCGUCUCCAAGCUAUUAGUGCGCAAUGCUAAACAGCGGCUCAGCGCUGACCAGGUCCUGCAGCACCCUUGGGUCCAAGGGGAUGCCCAAAAAACACCUACUCUAAACUCAGGCGAGUCGAGUGUCCAGGACCUUACUUUUUUCACCACUCAGGUGUUAGCUGUGAAUCGACAGGUGAUCCAGCAGGAGGCAGAGGAAGAAUUUCAGAAGGACAGGACCUCGUUCGGCGUCUGUUCCUCUCUGCUCCGAUCUGCAUCUCCAAGCUCACUGUCUCGGUCUCGCCUCUACAGAUCACGUCUGGCUCAGCAGCGCAAGGAAAGCAGAAGUCACCUCCUCAGCCCUCUGCUCACGGUCAGAGGUGGCACCUAGCAUCUCUUCAUGACCAAGACAGUGUUGUACCUCAACUAUCUGCUGAAUUUUAAACAAGAUUAAAUGCUGUGGGAUUCUGUAGAAAAUGUAGCACUACAGAACAGAACCACAAACUGCCCCAGAAGCAUUAAGUUAUAAUAAUGUUUCCUGAUGAAAUGAAGAUUGAGUGAAGCACAGUGUUUAAUCUAAACAAAAUUUACGUUAAUCCCGGAACAAUAUCUGAUUGUCCCGCAGGCUGACAUUUAAUCAUUUUUUUAACAUUAUUUAAAUUUUUUUACAUCCUUAAUUUUUCAACCUUAGUUCUAAGAAAAGGAAAAAGAUGAUAUAAAAAUCAGUUCUACUGCAGUUUUCUUUUGUGCCAAGUCAGGGAUUUGAUCAGAAUUUAUUAUAUAUAUUUAUAUAAAUGUUCUAACCAUUUUUAUUAUUUUUAAUCAUUUUUAAAUUUUUUUAUUUAUUAACCUAUUUUGCACUUUUUUUUAUUUUUGACUUUUUUUCACCUCAUAGUGCCUGUAUGUUUGGUAUGGAUUUUUUUUGUUGUUGUUUUUUCCCCUCUUCCUCCUCCAGAUUACUUAAAGAAAAAACAACUUUCCAACAGUUGAAGAUGCAAAAAUAACACUGAUGUUGAUGUUUUACAUACCGGCAUCAUUUUUAUUCAGAAUUCUCACCGUCUAUGCAUCACGCUACGUUGUGUUCCUGCACUGGGGUAUUGGAAAACAUUUUAAAUAUUAUUCUUGGAGAGACUUUUUUUCCCUCUUGUUUUUUUUAUUUUUUUAUGCUCCAGUGUAAAUCUUGAUACAACAAUUUAUUGAAGAUACUAAUUUACUACUAAUUCAAGGGACUUAAUGAUUGUUGUAUUUGUUUGGGGGUAAAACAUCCAAAUAAAGGGCACAAACAAUUCAAAA